AUUCAUUCAUGAAUUUGAAUAUAUAAAAACUUGGAAAUCCACGGUGAGAGCGAAAGCAUUUAGGGGAGAUUGUUUUUCUGUUCCAUUUCUACGAACUCAGACCCUUCAAUCCCAACCGAGAAAAAAAUCAUGAAGCUGAAGACAUAUGCGGGUCUUAGUAUCAUUGCAACUCUGGCUAUUAUAUAUCAUGCAUUUAACAGUAGGGGCCAGUUUUAUCCGGCAAUGGUGUAUCUGUCAACUUCCAAGAUCAGUUUGGUGCUUCUUCUCAACAUGGGUUUGGUCUUUAUGUGUAUUCUAUGGCAAUUAACCAAGAAGUUGUUCUUGGGUUCCCUCCGAGAGGCGGAGGUUGAGAGGCUUAACGAGCAAUCGUGGAGGGAGGUCAUGGAAAUCCUCUUUGCAAUAACCAUUUUUAGGCAGGACUUCUCAGUCACAUUCCUUGCAAUGGUCACAGCAUUGUUGUUGAUUAAGGCUUUGCAUUGGUUGGCUCAGAAGAGAGUCGAGUACAUUGAGACCACUCCCUCGGUGCCCAUGUUGUCCCAUGUUCGAAUUGUAUCUUUUAUGGGCUUCCUUCUUCUUCUUGAUAGCCUUUUCUUGUACAGUUCUAUGAAGCAUUUGAUAGAAACGUGGCAGGCUUCGGUUUCACUAUUCUUUUGUUUCGAGUACAUGAUACUGGCAACUACAACGGUGUCAAUUUUUGUAAAAUAUCUUUUCUAUGUCAGUGACAUGCUUAUGGAGGGACAAUGGGAAAAGAAACCGGUCUUCACAUUUUACCUGGAACUCAUUAGGGACUUGCUUCACUUGUCUAUGUAUAUGUGCUUCUUUCUUGUAAUUUUUGUAAACUAUGGUAUUCCCUUGCACCUUAUACGGGAGCUUUAUGAGACAUUUAGGAACUUCAAAGUCCGUGUUGCAGAUUACAUACGUUAUCGUAAAAUCACUUCAAAUAUGAACGAUCGGUUUCCAGAUGCAACCCCUGAAGAGCUUAAUGCAAGUGAUGCAACCUGCAUUAUUUGUCGUGAAGAGAUGACGACAGCCAAGAAACUUAUAUGUGGACAUCUUUUUCAUGUUCAUUGUCUCCGAUCAUGGCUGGAGCGGCAGCACACUUGCCCCACCUGCAGAGCCUUGGUUGUACCACCUGAAAAUGGGACAACUGCGGCUGCAGGGCAGCAAGGAUCACAGUCAGAUGUCCAUCAACGGGGAACAACUGGGACAGGCAGUGGAAGCACAGCUCAGACUGAGGCUACUGAUAGUUUGAGUCGACAUCAAGCUAGACUCCAAGCAGCUGCUGCUGCUGCUUCAAUAUAUGAGAAGUCUUAUGUGUAUCCCUCUAUGAAUUCUCUUGUAUGCUCUCCUGGAUACACUCUUCAUCCCCCAGUUCAAAUAUCUAUGGCUGAAUCUUCUAAUACGGACCGUAAUGGAGAGCAAACUUCCAGUGAAGAAGCACAAAAGCAGUUUCUUAUCGCUGGUAGACCACCAAAUCUAUCCUUUCCUCCAAUGCAAAACUUCCAUUUUCUACCUUCCCAAGCACAUGCAUCCCCUGUGAACUAUGGAGAGGGGUUUGAAAAUGAUCCAAAUAUCCCAAGCUCUCAGCUUGAAGCUUAUAGAAAACUUCUUCAAUGCCAGAUUCAGAACCUACAGAUUCUGCAAAAUCAGCUCGAGAUGCUGCAGAGGAUAAAGGCUGAUAGAAAUGUAGAUGAGGGCACACCGUCAUCAGAUAGCAGAGGCAAGAGUGUCGUUUCCUCAUCAUCUGAAUCUGGUCAUGGUUAUCGUGAGGAUAUUCAAGAUGGAAAAGCAUAAGGUCGGCUGUUUAUUUCUGGUUUAAGCCAGGAAUAGACUGCCAAAUGUAGAUAUAGGAAGAGGAAAAUACAGAAAUCACAGCAUUGCUCUAAUGUGACAUCUGUUAUUCGUGAUGGUACUAAUCUUGUAAAUGCAUAGUGCCCCUUGAAAAUGAUUUAUUUUGGCUUCUUUUUUUUUUCCCAUGUGGAUUGUUGUACGCUUAUAUUAGCUUUUACAAAAGUUACCUUUUGAUAAGAAAAUGGGGAUUUAUUGUUUGAUGCUUAUUGUUUUCCCUUUAAAGUGGGGAU
This is a messenger RNA of Glycine soja, 2081 nucleotides long. RefSeq names its product ERAD-associated E3 ubiquitin-protein ligase HRD1B-like. Bases 130 to 1794 code for a protein of 554 amino acids. The transcript is spliced from 8 exons. NCBI's taxonomy places the organism in Eukaryota, Viridiplantae, Streptophyta, Magnoliopsida, Fabales, Fabaceae. The record is from RefSeq and is a predicted model, not a curated record.